GACGCGGGGCUCGAACUCCCGGACCGCGAGAUCGUGACCUGGCUGAAGUCGGACGCUCAACCGACUGCGCCACCCAGGCGCCCCGCUUGUAAACCACUUUAAUAUUUACCUCCACGUUAAUAUGAUGGGAGAACCACCACUCGUUUAGUACACUGAGUAAGUGAGGUGACACUUUUAGAAAGAUUAGGGUGUCUGGCCUGAGUGAGCACACGCGUAUACAGUUUACUCUCAGUUCUGCCCCCACUGCCUCUUCAUUCCUGGAAAUUUCUACUACUUCUCCUUCUACCACUGGUUUCACUGUUACCCAAAGGGCGGCUCUCAAAUGUCCCCUGACUCCUUUACUCACCAUAAGGUUGAUGUGGGACGAGUUCCCUGUGCCAGCAUCACACUUCCUACACGUAUCCCUUAGAAGGCAAAACUCACUUCUGGCCGAUUGUUUUCUCACCUACAGAACAGUGUGGGUGCCUGCUGUGUAUGUGGUCGUGGACCAGAAUGAGAAAUGAGUGUUCUCCUGCAUUUGCUGAGGCAGGCUCUAAUCAAACAAUUGAUCCUGACUCAGAAAAAUUAGACUCAGGGACCUAGAAAUGCAAGCUAUACUCUCAGUCUAAGAGCAGGGUUUUCUUGACUUUGAAAAUAGGAGAGUUCUUCCAUUGUUUGGGGGGAUGGCAGCCACAGCAGUUCAUGUUACCAUAACUUUACACCCUUUAGCAAGACUAUCUGGGAGAAAUCCUAGCUAGCACAACCAAAAGCAAAUACUUUCCCACCUCCCACCUACUUUGGAAACCAGGAUAGAAAGAACAAUCUUGAAUGACGUCCACCAGAUCUCUCUAGUUCAGAACCUAUUCAAAAAUCCAAUGUCUGCUUCCAAUGUCUGCUUUGGUUUUUGGCAUGAAAGGACAAACCAAAAGACAGAAUCGUGAACCUAAGGUCACAAUAGUAUAUGUUCAUUCUUCUUACUUUUUAAUCCUUUCUUCAAAGAGUUUUACUGAAAUAAUUUAGCCACAAAAACAAAAUACUAAGAAUCUACAACACCCAGGUGCCCACCACCAGUCUUAACCAGGCAACCAGUAUCAAGGUCAUGUAAACCCUUUCCCACAUUCUAUAUCAUUUCCCUCCCCUUCCCCGCAAAUUCCUAUUCCUGAAUGAGAAGGAUACUCUCUUUAAAAGGAUAAGCUGUUGUUCCUCUUUAUUGUCUUUAUCUAUGGUUUUAUUUCAAAAAGAUACUAAGAUAUAAACAUCUCUAAGGAAUUGAGCAAACUGGAAAUCUGAACAUUGUUGUUCAUCAGAUAUUAGCUUAAAGUACUAGGUGGAAAUACAGUCUUGUUAACGCUGCACUUAUCAAGGAAACCUUUAAAAAGGUGUUCUCAACCUUCAUUUGAAAAGGUACUGCUUUGCAAUAUCCUUAGUCUGAAACGCCACUAGAGGAAUUUGCUUGGAAAAUUACAAUAGUAAACGUAACUCACUCACACACACCCUCUGACAUAUUGGUUCUAGAAAGGAUAGGUGGCUGGGCGUUCUAGAUGUGAUGUACUGGGCAUCUUAUAUAUGGUGCCCAUUAAUAACAUGGAGGAAUAAUGAAUCUCAAGGUCACGAGCACAGCUGGUUGCACACUGAGGUCAUGGGACAUCCAAACUAGUGGUUCUUCCCACUACUCAAGGUCCUCAAAUCAUUUUUACUUGAUCCCCCUCUCCAAAUGAAGCCUUACCUGGUAAGUUUAGAGAAACAAAAUAAGGACUCUGCUUGAUUGGGCCUAUGUCUUCCUCGUCUCAGGGCCCCAGGUACCUCAGGGAAAGCCACAGGAGGCACAUUUAAAACCCUGAGGUGUUUUGUGAAAACGCCCUAUCAGUCCAGAGACUUAACAACUGGUCCUCUUGAUAUUAGAAAACAUGAAUCUUCCAGGGAAUGUGAUGAAUGUGAAAUCAUCAAAGGUCACAAGAACCAGCUUGAACUUACAGACUCUGAAUAGCCUUGAGAAUCAAGUAAUGCACUUGAAAUUUGUGACCCCCAAUGAGAUGAUGUCUAAAAUACCCUGUGUUGUGUAGAUCACUGUGGCUCUGCUUGAGGACAGUGAGGUUUGGAGAGUAGGAGAUAGUGAGAGAUUUCCUAACAAUAGAUCCCUGGUCACAUACAGAGUAAUGGUCUGGAUAAACUGUAAGCCCAACACACACCCCGGCCCCACCAGCACAAGAGUCCUUUCUUACCUGGGUAAUGUGCUUUUCAUAGUGACUGUGACAGGGCAACUGUCACACUACCUCACACACAGUGUCACAUACUUAUAGUCACACAUACAGUCUCUGUCUCACGCACACUCCCAUUCACAUACAUAUCACACACUGACAUGAACUCACACACCCUUAGCCCAAGGACGCUGGGAUGGUCCAUACACUUCUUAGUAUAUAGGCUGCGUGCAUUCCGAAAUGACACCUGAAAGCCAUGAGUCCACGCUGACGACAAAAAUGUUUGGAUCAGAGUAUUUGCUGUAUAAACUCCACAAGUGCUUCCCAUUCCUUCUCAUGUGAUUCCUGUCCUGAGCUGUCAGACCAGGAGCAUCUACCAUCUCUCCCAGUUCUAGGAGAAGCCCCCUGACAGCCACCCUGCCCGCUUGGGGAUGUGCUCAGUGCAUGGGACAGGCCUGAGGAAGAGGGUUUGGUUGCAGCAUCUACUACCAGGAAUUUACCUACAAAACCUUUUACUCCCCAUCACGCUUACAGGCAGAGUGGUCACUGUGUCUAGCAUAACAAGCUUCAUAGUUCUUAACAACUGCUGCUCAGAACCUCAGCAGAAGUUCAGAAGUGAGACUAUCACAGAGGAGGAGCUGGUGGGGCUCAUGAACAAGUUUGUAGAAGACACAAAGAAUGGGGUACACAGGAAGGAAGGCUGCCCUGAUAUGAAAGUACUCACAUAUGGAGUGUCAAAGAUGGGUAUCACUGUUCUGUCCAGAAUCCAUGCCAGGAAACUGAGUGAGCAGAGGAGGGGAGACAGGAUCCUUCUGAAUGCCUGCUGCCCUAGGUGGGUGAGAACAGACAUGGGUGGACCUACAGCCAUUAAAAGCCCAGAAGAAGGAGCAGAGACCCCCAUCUACUUGGCCCUUUUGCCCUCAGAUGCUAAGGGACCUCACGGGGAGUUUGUAAUGGAGAAGAAAGUUGAACAAUGGGGACCCCCCUCUCAGUUCCCUCCAUGGGUCCCAUUAUGAUACUUCCAUGAUAUGAACAAAAGGACUACACUGUUAACAAUGUUCAUAUCAGAAGAAGUAGAAGAAGAAGGAGGAGGAGGAAGAAUCACUGUCCAUAUUGAGUACUUAAAUUGAAUUGGCUACUAAUUCUGGGAAGUCUUUUGUGAUUUCUUCUGUGAUAUAUGAGAAGAAAAAGUGGAAUUAAUGCCAACCAACAAUGAAUGAACAUCAUAGAUGAAUAAACAAUUAUAAGUAAA
Felis catus (domestic cat) is the source of this 3429-nucleotide messenger RNA. RefSeq names its product carbonyl reductase [NADPH] 1-like. The transcript has 2 exons. Gene Ontology annotation, molecular function: carbonyl reductase (NADPH) activity. The record is from RefSeq and is a predicted model, not a curated record. The coding region runs from base 2609 to 3193 and encodes 194 amino acids. Lineage: Eukaryota; Metazoa; Chordata; Mammalia; Carnivora; Felidae.